UGAAGCUCAACCCCAGUAAAACCGAGCUUCUGUUCAUCCCAGGAGGACAGCUUCAAAACCCGUGUGAAGUUCGAUCCUGGUUUUUCAUCUCUCUUACUCCGUGCCUCGGCAGCUGUUACAACCGUGUGUGACUCGGCGGCUCACAGCCUCUGGAUUUUACGUCGUUUUCGAGCGCAGACUGAAGGACAGGCGAGACGUGUAGGGGCGGAAUCGUUCUGUGGGUUCAGCGAGCAGAACGUGGACGAGCUGACCAAUCAGAGCAGGCAGUACCCGCACAGUACAGGCUGCAGGCACUAACCAUCUUUCAAGCUGGGGAAUUAAGAAGGACUGAACACUAACUGAAGAGAGAGCACUGAAAGAGUACUGCCAGACUCCACACCAUACGGUGAGUUCCAAUGUAUGAGAAUCCUGAUGAAGUACAGAUUGCCACCUCAAAUGGAAUGUGAGGUAUUCACAAUAGCAGACAUUAAAAUACAUUUUUAAGCCAUUUUAAAAGACAAGAUGGCAAUUAUGUUAUGAUCUGAAAUUGGAAAGAACAAAUUACAAAUAUUAAAAGAAUACAAAUUACAAACAAACAUUAGACACCUGUGUGUGUGUGUGUAAUUUAUAAAUCUCAGCUGCCUCAAAAGUCAUACUGCAUCUUUCAACUUUUUUCCAAUUAUGAAAAAGGAUUGAAGAAUAAUGCUGCACUUGCCUUUGGUACUAUAACAAAAAUAAGAUAAAAAUCAGUACUAUUGUAAUAAUAUAUAGUCCUGUAAGGAAUAACUGCAGUAUUGAUAACCAGGCAGAAUUUGGCUCUGAAGAUCAAAGCAUGCAGACAAACUACUACUCUCUCAUUGGGCUUCUCUCCAGACAAGUGAAAACAUAUUGAGGAUUAAAAAAACAAAACAUACUGUAUAGUUUUCUAAUAAAUAAAGAGAACAGCAAUGGCGGAUAGAAAUUGGUUGGGCAGGUUAUUAACAUUAAGUACAGUAUUCCUUGAAAUCACUUCCCACAACAUACCUUAUGAAAAAGAAUGUACUAGAUAAAACAACCUCUGCCACAAUGUAUGAAAGCAAUGGAGUAAUGCUAUGAAGUCAGCUUGCCAGUGGCUACAUUUUCCUUCAUUUGCACCAGUUUUCCUGCCUAUGGUGGCCAAUGCUAGUUGGAGGCUUCUCUUGGUUUGAGACAAUAUGACAAAACAUAUUAUACACUUGUCAAUAGCUUGCUUAAGCUUCUUAGACCCAAAAUGCUCAUGGCAUGUAAAUAAGACUCACUUUCCUGUACAGGGUACUAGGUAUGAAGGUAUUCAGCAUAUUUUACUGAGGGUUUUUUUUGCAUUACUUUUGCACGUUUUGACAAUGACUGCACAUUUUGCAUAAACGUUUACUGGUCAUUUUAUUUUGACGUAACGCAUGUCCCAUAAUUCACAAUACCAGGAGGUAGACAAAAGGAGAAAAACACUCCAUAACAGUCAUCAACUCCCUCUCAUCAGGUCACCAUGAGUAUGAAUGGCACUAUGGAGAAGGGAGAUCAUCACCAAAUGCUGGACUUGUUUGAGGAGCUCCCAGCCCAUAACCACAGCCAUCACCAUCAGCACACACAUCUUGAUCACAGCAGCUCAAUGGUCUGCACAGCCCCAGCUGGAAUUCCGGUCAGCGGAUCAGGGGUGGUGGUGCCUCCCCCUUAUUCUGCAGCAGAUGUUGGAGGCGGUGAGGCACCGUUAGAGCUAAGAGGGUCUCUGGACUGCUGGGCCUGCUCAGUGUUGGUAACAGCACAGAAUCUGUUGAUAGCCACCAUCAAUGCCUGUCUGGCUGGCUUGGUGCUUGGACUGAUACUCACUCCUGCCAUCAUCAUGGUGGUGUUUGGAUUUCUUUGCCACUCCACAGUGCAGCCACAUGGUUCAUCUCAUUACUGCUCUGAGUUGCUGAAUGACGGUGGCUGUGUGGCCCUGUUAGUUGUAGGCUUUCUACUCAUCACACCACUGCUGGUUCUGGCCCUGGCUGCGUACUGCAGACUGGCCCGCCACCUCCAACUCAGCCUCUGCUUCAUCCCUUACAGCCGCGCCAUCUACAAAAACCUGCCUGCCACACACCACCACGCACUGCCAGCAGACUGCUGUGGACAGCAGGCAGGAAAAGGAGGAGGAACGGGGAAGGUGUGGGUGUAAGGGCAAGGUGGGAGUGUGGGGUAAGGUGUAGAUGUAAGUGGAAAGGUGGGGUUCUUGACCAUGAGUCACCAGUGUGUAGGCAAUUUAGUCGUGUUUUUGCUUUCGCAAUUAAAAAAAAAAUAUAUAGACAUA
Messenger RNA from Electrophorus electricus (electric eel), 2281 nucleotides. The record is from RefSeq and is a predicted model, not a curated record. NCBI's taxonomy places the organism in Eukaryota, Metazoa, Chordata, Actinopteri, Gymnotiformes, Gymnotidae.